Molecule: messenger RNA, 461 nt
Organism: Melopsittacus undulatus (budgerigar)
Lineage: Eukaryota; Metazoa; Chordata; Aves; Psittaciformes; Psittaculidae
Product: DNA-directed RNA polymerases I and III subunit RPAC2-like
Exons: 5
Coding region: 1-357 (118 amino acids)
Biological process (GO): DNA-templated transcription
Cellular component (GO): RNA polymerase III complex; RNA polymerase I complex
Molecular function (GO): protein dimerization activity
Source: RefSeq, a predicted model, not a curated record
AUGGACUCCAAGAAGCGGAAGCUGGUCCUGACCAGGUUGGGAAUGCUGUGCCUCAUCUCCUCUGAAACCAAGAGCAAAUUCUCUGUUGCUGCUUCUGUCCAGAGGCCGUGGCGGAGGAGACGGGAUGGGACAGGCAGCGGCAGCCAGAGCUUCCCUGAGCUGGACCACUCAGGCCGGACCCGCUGGGUCCGGACAGGUGGGAACUGCAUCACAUUUACAUUGCUCAAUGAGGACCACAUGCUUGGCAAUGCCCUCCAAUACAUGGUCAUGAAGAACCCUGAUGUGGAGUUCUGUGGCUACUGCAUCACGCACCCCUCUGAAAGCGAGAUCAACUUCCAAAUCCAGAGAGGAGCAUGAAGGAGUACAGGACCCAGAGGGAGGAAGAGAUACAGUAGCAUUUAGGGAUGGCAGUCUCCAUGGACGUGUGUAAGGUCUGUGUAUUGAAUUCCCUGUGCCAAGUA